Molecule: messenger RNA, 1221 nt
Organism: Microthlaspi erraticum
Lineage: Eukaryota; Viridiplantae; Streptophyta; Magnoliopsida; Brassicales; Brassicaceae
Source: the annotation of a GenBank genome assembly
AUGUUCCAUGGAUUGCCAAGUGAAGACCCCAUUGACCACCUUGAUGAGUUUGAUAGGCUUUGUGAUUUGACAAAGAUCAAUGGUGUCUCUGAAGAUGCCAUCAAGCUGAGACUCUUUCCUAUGUCUCUAGCUGACAAAGCUCACCAAUGGGAGAAGAGCUUGCCCCAUGGCACAAUCACCACUUGGGAUGAAUGCAAGAAGGCCUUUCUUGCUAAGUUUUUCUCCACCGGUCGCACAGCCAAGCUUAGAGGAGAGAUAUCCAGCUUCAUCCAGCGAAACAAUGAGACAUUCGCAGAGGCUUGGGAGAGGUUCAAAGGCUACACAAGUCAGUGCCCACACCAUGGAUUCAACAAUGAAUCACUACUCUCCACUCUUUAUAGAGGAUGCUUGCCUAGGUAUAGGGAGAUGCUAGACACAGCUAGCAAUGGGAACUUCCUCAACCAGGAUGUAGAUGAUGGCUGGCAACUUGUGGAGAACAUGGCCAUAUCAACAGAAUGCUAUGGAGAGCACUAUGAAAGUACAGACUGGAGCUCGACCGCGCACUCGAUCGAGCUGGACGCUCAGAUGAGAAAGACAUGCUUGCACUCAACUCGAAGAAGGGGAGGAGACAACACAAGAGUUUGCUACAUUCAAAAUAGACAAGGAAGCUAUAGGAAUCCUCAACAAGGGCGAUACAACAAUUAUCAAGCCCCCUGGCCGCACCAACAACAAAGUGUUCCACAAGGUUUCAACACAAGGACUACUCAUACCCAACCAACUCAAGAUUGGGAUAUGAAGGAAAUGCUCCAACAACUUUUACAAGGGCAAGCCAAAGGUUCUCUGGAAAUGAACAACAAGCUGGUUGAGAUACACUCUAAACUAGAGUCAUUGACUUCAAGAGUCCAAAUCAUUGAAGGUAGCCCACCCCAAAUCGCUGUGGACAUCGAUGACGAGGAAGGGGAGGAUUUAGUCGACUAUGCUGAUAACUCGACCCGAACUCGAUCGAGCUGGAACAAAACCCUGAACCAGAACUCGAUCGAGCUGGAGAAACUGAGACACUGCAAGACAAACCAGAGCUCGAUCGAGCAGAAGAGAACAGACAAAGCAAGCUCCAGCCAACCAGCUAAACCUGUUGCAAAGAAGAAAGACACUCCAGCAGGACCACCACCAUACAAAGCCCCCUCUGCCCUUUCCAGGAAGGUUCAAGAAACAACUGUUGGAAGCACACAAGGCCAAGUUUGA